AUGAAGAUUUUCGGAUUUUUUGCCACUGUUGCCCAGGCCAACAUCAGGGACAAACUUGAUCAGCGACAUGAGAAUUUUCUCACGAAAGUGAGAGGAGAAGGAAGAAAUGGAUUUGCAAACCGGUUCGACAACAAGAUCAAAAAAGCAAUCAGAUCAAUUCCUGAGGCUCAUAUGUUCGUCAAAAACUGCGAGACGGCCUGGCCAGAGGAUGAGGAUGCUGAAGCUGAUGCUCCUUUCAACGAGGAUUCGGCCACAACUUGCCAAUUUGGCCGAAAAGUCGCGCGAUCCUACCUUCGCUGGGUUUCAAACAACCUCUGCCUCGACGAUGUUCCAAAUGCAACUCGAAAAGCGAAAACUAUCGAGCGAAAAUUCGACAAUGUCAUCAAUCUCAUGUGGAAGGACAUUUACUGCGCUGAUGAGGAGCCCUGA
Molecule: messenger RNA, 429 nt
Organism: Oikopleura dioica
Lineage: Eukaryota; Metazoa; Chordata; Appendicularia; Copelata; Oikopleuridae
Source: the annotation of a GenBank genome assembly